This is a messenger RNA of Colletotrichum karsti, 2004 nucleotides long. RefSeq lists its product as uncharacterized. Bases 1 to 2004 code for a protein of 667 amino acids. Lineage: Eukaryota; Fungi; Ascomycota; Sordariomycetes; Glomerellales; Glomerellaceae. Gene Ontology annotation, molecular function: DNA binding. The record is from RefSeq and is a predicted model, not a curated record. The transcript has a single exon.
AUGGCUCCAGCCCGGAUCAUUGCAGAUUCGGACGACUCCGACGAUGACUUCGACGUUGGAGAUAGCCCCGCGAAGCCUCCAACUCCCAGGAAGUCUGGCGAAGGGCGUUGUUCCGACCCGAUAAGUGUCUCAACCGGCUCGACAGAUCCAUUCAUUUUCCGGCAGAUCUACGACGACCAGCGGAAACCGGCUGCGAACGAAGCGGUGUCGCAAGCUGACCCGACCUCGGCACCAAACGUUGAUAUCUCCAGCUCAGUAUCAAUUGGGGUCAAAGUGCCGACCAAAAACGACGAUACCAAUACCUCGUCAUUGACGUCCAUCACUGACCCGACGAUGGGUUCCAAUCGCGCGAAGAAGGCAAAAAUGGCGGAAGUUGUAGAUCUUACGCAGGUCACAACACCAGGGAGAGCUGCCAACAACACGCCGAAGGAUAUGUGGGACGUGCCUAGCAGCCCGGCCGAACAGCCAACAGCGCCUGUGGCUUCCCUAUUGAAGAACAAGGAGAAGACGCCCGCCAGCAGCAAGAGGAAACAGGCGAAUGUCGACUUUACGACGCCGUUGGCGACUGUGAUGCCUUCUCAGGGGUCUACGCAGCCUUUCGACAUCACUCCGAUCGGCAGAGCGAAUUUUCCCCUAGCGCAACCGGCAAAGAGACAGAGACUUGAUGCACCGGUCUCGUCGGUGGCUACAGAAGACGAUGUGGACAUGAUCGUGCCGCAUCACGAUGAGUCAGUGUUCGUUGAUGCACCAGUCUCAGGCCAGAAGCCUGUCUCUCUCUACAUCGAACCUCGGACCCUGAGUGCAAGUCAACAGCUGCAGUACGAGUACCAUUCGGUCGAUCCUUCCCCGGAUGACGCGAGACCAGCAACGUCUCGCCAUUUCACAACCCAGCAAGCGGCGGCUCGUUCGAGUGGGGCGACGACGAUAGCAUACUCUACGCCGAGCCAAACGAGGGUGCUGGGGUUUCAAGAGUCUUUUGCUGGUGAUACUGAAGCUGGCACGGUUUAUCAGCCUCCUGAGGAAGUCCACGAGCCAACCGUUAAUUCCGAUGCUACGAUUGAGAUCCCAUCUUCGCCAGAUAUCAUAUCUGCAGCUCCAGCAAGGACGAAACGGAGCAAACAAAACGAGGAAUCCGGUCAUACUUCACAUUCACAUAACGCGGAUGAGUGGAACUCAGACGACGUUGGCUUCCCAAGAGAAAUGUACAAGCCUCGCCCAAGUCGACGCAGAGGUAGCAACGCUAGUCGACAAAGCGAUACUGAGAAGGCUGCAUCCGCCGAUACUGCUGCUCCUGUCCCUGAACCGAUCACAAGCUUGCCUGCGGAGGAGGUUGCUCCAGCCAGCGUUUCCAAGAAGAAAAGAGGACGUCCUCGGAAGUCUGACACGACACCAACCUCUGAGCCCGUCGAGCCGUCCGCGCCCGCAACUGCUGUGGGGAGCGAAGCUGCUGGGAGUACAGUGGUAGCAGAACCAGUCAUGGCGGCUACAGAGCAAAUCAAGAAGAAGAGGGGCCGCCCAAAGAAAGCGGACAAGGCUGUCACGAGCGUGCAGCAAGAACCGGUGGAGCAACAUGCAGUCGCGGAAGCCACAGAGGCCAACGACAUUCCUGCAGUGGUGGAUUCGAAGACUGCGAGUGAUCACCAAUCAGAAGAGAACGAGGAGCCUCCCAAGGCUAAGAAGAUUGAUAAGAAGAAGCGGCCCGUACAAGAAGUAUCCGAAAAGGCGCCUGCCGGCGAGGUCCCAACAGGCGAAACACGGGCUCUGCAGCCGAAAACUCCCAACACGGCCUCGAAGCCCGAUUCCGAUGAUUUGGAUCCGCAAAAAGAUGUGGUCGCAUUGAUCACGCCCAAGAAGCUCGAGGACAAAAAAGAUGUGGCGGGAAAAGCCGGUGAUGGGAAAUUAGGCGUUGCGACGCCGUCGUCUCAAGCAGGAAAGCCUCUCUACCGGGUGGGGCUCAGCAAGAAGUCGAAGAUCGCGCCACUGCUGAAGAUUGUGCGAAAGUGA